This is a messenger RNA of Notothenia coriiceps (black rockcod), 3780 nucleotides long. RefSeq names its product TBC1 domain family member 30-like. NCBI's taxonomy places the organism in Eukaryota, Metazoa, Chordata, Actinopteri, Perciformes, Nototheniidae. The coding region runs from base 330 to 3092 and encodes 920 amino acids. Gene Ontology annotation, cellular component: endoplasmic reticulum. The record is from RefSeq and is a predicted model, not a curated record. The transcript is spliced from 14 exons.
GAGGUGUGCCUACUACAAAGAGCACAGGCUGCAGAGAGCGGCUAUUUUUGACAUUUCCUGAAUCAUAUUUUAUUCAGAUGUUUGUGUCGCUUGAACGUGGACAUUGCUGCCUCGUUGAAUUGUGAGAAGAACCUCUGUCAUUUUCAUUCGGAAACACAAGCGAUCCCCGGAAGAGAUUUGAAUCAGUUUAAUCGAUUAAUUUUCCUUGAGGAUAGCGUUAGAUGCGCAGCUGUCUGAUGCACUCCCUAUCGGAAACAAGGACAUAAAGACGGGAUUAUUGAAGCGGGACAAAAGGCGAUGAUAGCCCGGAUCUAGCGCUCUGAUCCGCGAUGAGGCAGGACAGGCUCCCCGCCGCCGGCAGGAGGCCGAGGGCGGCGAGGCGGCGGCAGCAGCAAGGGUCGGGAGGGGUCGGGAACAUCAUCAGCAACGUCCUGAGGAAGAGGAACGGGAUCUCCCGGAGUGCACCGCGGCUGCUCUGCACCUUAGAGCCAGGAGUUGACACAAGGCUGAAGUUUACAAUUGAACCAUUGUUGGGAACGAAUGGAUUCCAGCAGUGGUACGACGCACUUAAAUCUGUGGCCAGGCUCCCUACAGGGAUACCAAAGGAAUGGAGAAAGAGGGUGUGGCUAACGCUAGCAGAACAGUACCUGCACACUAUCUCUAUAGACUGGGACAAGACGCUUCGUUUCGCCUUCAACGAGCGCAGCAACCCUGACGAUGACUCGCUCGGCAUCCAAAUUGUCAAGGACCUGCACAGGACGGGCUGCAGUUCGUACUGCGGGCAGGAGGGGGAGCAGGACCGGGUGGUGCUGAAGAGGGUGCUGCUGGCCUACGCCCGCUGGAACAAAAGUGUGGGCUACUGCCAGGGAUUCAACGUACUGGCUGCGCUCAUACUGGAAGUUACAGAGGGCCACGAGAGCGAUGCGCUGAAGGUGAUGAUCUACCUGAUUGACAAAGUGCUGCCUGAGAGUUAUUUUGCCAACAACCUGCGAGCAUUGUCAGUGGACAUGGCGGUGUUCAGAGACCUGCUCCGCCUGAAGCUGCCCCGACUGUCACAGCAUCUCCACCAGCUGCAGAAAGCUGCCAACAAAGAGGCCGGAGGCAGCUACGAGCCUCCGCUGACCAACGUGUUCACGAUGCAGUGGUUCCUCACGAUGUUCGCCACCUGCCUGCCGGCGCCCACCGUGCUGAAGAUCUGGGACUCGGUGUUCUUCGAAGGCUCCGAGGUUCUGUUUCGAGUCGCACUCGCCAUCUGGGAGAGACUGGGAGAGAGGAUCGAGUACUGUCACUCAGCAGAUGAGUUUUACAGCACCAUGGGAUGUCUCACUCAGGAGAUGCUGGACCGCAACCUCAUCGAUCCUCCUGAACUCAUGCAGGAGGUUUACGCCAUGGCUGUGUUUCCAUUCCCUCAACUGGCUGAGCUGAGAGAGAAAUACACGUACAACAUCACUCCGUUCCCCACUUCAGUCAAAUCCAGUGGAAGUGGAGGUUUGGGCGGCUGGGAGAGUGAUGAUGAUGCCGAAAUGGACGAUGAAGACUCUGUGGUGACGGCGCUCGGCUGCCUCGGGCCCCUGGGUGGCCUGCUGGCCCCCGAGCUGCACAGAUACCAGAGACACCUCAAAGACCAUCGAGGGGAGCAGGGGAACAUCGCAGAGCUGAGCCCAGGAGCGGUGGGCACUGCAGGGGGAGCAGCAGCAGCAGCAGGAGGAGGAGGAGCCAGGGCGGAGCAUCAAGCAGCAAUCAACAGCAUGAUGAUGGAGAGGAUGAGCACCGACAUCUGCGCCCUGAAGAAGCAAUACACACGCAUCAAAAGGAGGCAGCAGCAACAGGCUAUGCAACUCUACAUACGCACAGGACUUGGAACUGAAGUGGCGAGUCCAGCUGUUUUCCAGGAGCAGCCCGACAAACACAGGGACAGUACCGACCCACACACUGACGAAAAGUGCCCAGCCACCCGUGUACUGCCCUCCCAACUCAACCCUUCGAGCACCGUCAUCAAUCACCUCCUUCUGGGUCGGAAACUGCGCAGAGACCCCCGGGGCUCUAGACCCGCCUCACCUAGCACCUCCACCCUGCCGGUGAAUGGACCCUCUUCCCUGUCCCAGAGUCAGGGCUCCCCGACCAGUCAGCGCUGUGCCUCGAUGGUCUCCAACAGUUCAGGAUCUCCAGGGAGCUGUGGAGGAGGCUCGGGGUCUCCCUGGCGCGCUCAUGUCCGGGUCCAUCGAAGGAAUAUAGCCAUGGCUCGAGAACAGCUGGGCUUCGGAGAUUCUGAGGAAAGGGAAAAUGAAGAGAGUGAAGAGGAGAGGAAGAUUGAGGAAAAUGAGGGAGUUGACGAUGAGCUGAAAGAGGGGAGCGACUCCUUGUUGUCUCCUGAUCCCUCUGGUUCAGUGUGCGAGGAGGCUCCACAGAUGGCAGAUGAGACAGAAGUUGCAGAGGUGGUGGUGCAGCUGGACUGCCUGGAUCUAGAGGACGAACCAAAUCUGACCUCCCCCGACGACGCAGAUUCACAACCCACAUCACCAGAGUCUGAACCUGCACCACAAGUUCCUCUUCUCCCUCCUCCACCAUCCUUAAAAAGACACCAGGAGUCCGACUCGUCAGGUUCAGAAAGAAGCUCUGACAGACACUUUACUUUACCUCCACCUCACCACUCCUUCAACUCCUCACCCUCCACCCUGAGUCCGUCCCCCUCUCCGGUCCCCACAUUGGCCUCUCUUGCCCCGUCUAGCUCAUCCUCUCCUACGCCACCUUCCACCCCAGUGCCAAGCUCCACAUCCUGCCUCCAAUCUCCCCUUGCAGCUAACGACUUCUCCUCCACCUUUUACAAAACUUCCUCCCCCUCCACUCCCUCACUUUCCUCUAUCUCUUCAUCAUCAAGAUCUCAUUUAUCCUCCUCCCCGUCUACCCCAGCGUUAUCCUCCACCCCUAAACAGCAGGCCUAUUCCCCAUUCCCAAGCGUGAAGCAGCCAAGGAAAUCAGCAGCUGCCAGAAACCUCGGCCUCUACGGACCUACAUCCAGAACACCAACAGUACACUUCCCCCAGCUCAGCCUCAACCGCAGCAGUGCUGCUGGCACCACAGGGGCCCGAUGAAGACCUCUGCACUCCUGAACUGAUGCCACAAACACAGUCAUUAAGUAAUAUGAACAAUCAUUAUUUAACUACACCGUGUUGCCUCCUCCAUAUGAGUUCACCCAUAUCUUAGCUGAAGAUAGAACGUUAUAGAUAUGUAGAGUUCAAAUGUGCCCAGAAUUGCUUGAUUAUUGCUGUUGAAAUGUGAAGAUUGUAUUUCCCCUAAUAAAGGGGUUAUCCUGAAACAACAAGCCAUUGCAGAUAAAUGUUAAAGAAGUAAUUGACUUUGUCUCUUCAAAAGUGGUUUGUACUCCUGCAGAAAAGGAUUCUCCCUGGACUGGAACACAAAGAAUGUGAGAAAUGCUACCUUCUACACUCGUAUUGACAUGUGGCAUCAAGAUGAAGAACACUCUUUUCUUAUCUGAAAACACAAUAGCCAUACAGUUGUUCUAUGCCAGGUAUUUCAAGAGAUGCCUAAAAAUGGCUGUUAAUGAAGAAUCAAGGUCCUUUAUUUGUCAAAUGAAUAAUGAAUAUGUAAUGUUUGUGUGCCCACAAAAAUACUUCCAUUCUUAAAAUGUUUGAUUUUCUUAAGCACUAAACAUUGUUUCUUUCUUCACUCAGUCUGUAACUUGGUUGUUUACCAUAAAGCAUGUAGUAUAUCUCUGUCAAUAACGAAAUAAAAUAAUGAAGUGUGAAUUAAUGAAUGUUA